Messenger RNA from Fraxinus pennsylvanica, 510 nucleotides. The record is from the annotation of a GenBank genome assembly. Lineage: Eukaryota; Viridiplantae; Streptophyta; Magnoliopsida; Lamiales; Oleaceae.
AUGCAAAUACCCUCAGCCCUCUAUAUACUUCCUCCUUUAGCAAUCUUCAUAUUCUCUACCAGAAACAUGUUCCAAAUCCUUCCUCAAUCACUUAUUUUCAAAACAAUUUGUCAAAUAAUCUCGCAGUUGAAAUGGGCUCGGGAUUUCCUUCUUCACCAAUCCUUCUUUCAACAGCAUCUCAGUUUCAACAGGCUGCAAAAUCUGGAUGAAUUCAGCAGAACGCGUAUUGGGCCACGAAAUAUAACUGAAUCUAUGGAUGCAGCAGAAUGUGCAAUUUGCUUAUGCAAUAUUGAUGAACAAGAUGAAGUUAGAGAGCUGAAAUAUUGCAAACAUGUUUUUCAUAGAGUUUGUUUAGAUAGGUGGGUUGGAUAUGGGCACUGUACAUGCCCUUUAUGUAGGAAUUACUUGAAGAUUCCUAAAAUUGCUGCUGAGGUCUAUGAUCAAGAAGUUUUAGUAUUUGAAUUCUGUGUUGUUAGAUCAAGUAAUAGCUGCAGAUGGUGGCUACGUUGA